Messenger RNA from Torulaspora globosa, 915 nucleotides. RefSeq names its product Ats1p (gene ATS1). The transcript has a single exon. Gene Ontology annotation, molecular function: guanyl-nucleotide exchange factor activity. The coding region runs from base 1 to 915 and encodes 304 amino acids. The record is from RefSeq and is a predicted model, not a curated record. Gene Ontology annotation, cellular component: cytoplasm. Lineage: Eukaryota; Fungi; Ascomycota; Saccharomycetes; Saccharomycetales; Saccharomycetaceae.
AUGCUGCUAAGUGAUGGUUCUGCCUAUGGUUGCGGUGACAAUUCAAACGGACAGAUAUGCGAUUCCCCGGAAAAAGGUGACUGCGCCUCUUGGACCCGAUUGGAUCAACGUUUCCAGGACGUAGCAUGCGGCUGGGACUUUACGGUGGGAAUCAACAAAGAUAAUGAGGUGAUAAGCCGAGGAGCUGGCCAUAAAGGUGAGUUGGGAAUAGAAGGAUUGAGUCAAGCGGGUCAUUUUACCAAGGUCAUGAAGGUAAAUAAGGGAUCGAGAGUGUUUUCGUCUCUCCAAAACUGUGUAGUCGUGGAACCCUUGGGCGAUACAGGUGGUUCCAGGGUAUAUGGAUGGGGCAGCAACACGAAAUGCCAAUUAAAGCAGCCCAAGAGUCGUGUUGUGGCUGCUCCCGUGGUGAUAUUCGAGAGCAACAACACGAUGGUCAAAUACGCAGCCUUGGGUAAGGAUUUUACAGUGCUUGUGGACGUCUCAGGUCGUAUAGUACACGCUUGCGGUAACUUGCCUUCAGGAUUCGAUAUUUAUCAGUGGGGAAACAAAUCUGGCUUACAAGUGCAUUGUAUGUGGACUUCGCUCCAUAUUUUGACGUCUCGGGGUGGUAUCUACUCGUACGGGAACGGGCGUCAUGGCCAACUCUUUAACCGUGAGCAAUGGGCUCACUCUGACGACCUCAAGCAGGCAGCUGUGGGCAGCGAACAUGGCGUGCUUCUAUCGAACUUAAAUACUGUUGCAUGUUGGGGCUGGGGUGAACACGGAAACUGUGGCAGACUCACUGACGAUAGAACUAUUAAUAAUGACUAUUCAAACGUAGUGAGCCCCCUCAACCGUCUACCAAUACCAAACGGCGUCAUCAUUACAAAAGUAUUUGCUGGUUGUGCAACUACUUGGCUGGUCGCAAAGCGUUAG